Molecule: messenger RNA, 945 nt
Organism: Ichthyophthirius multifiliis
Lineage: Eukaryota; Ciliophora; Oligohymenophorea; Hymenostomatida
Exons: 1
Source: RefSeq, a predicted model, not a curated record
CAUUUUAUUUUUUCCAUAUAUAUUUCCAAUAUUUUUCUUAUUGAUUUUCGUCUAUUAUCUUUUCUAAUAAGUACUUUUAACCUUUUAUUUCUAAAAAAUUUAUAUCUAAUUCUUUUUUUUAUGUAUUUUUUAACCUCAAUAAGCAUUCAUUAUUACUUAAAAUACUCUCUUGAUCCCCAAAAUCACAAAAAGCAUCAAUUUUAGCUUAUCUUAAAGCCAAUAGAAUAUCUUUUUUGUUAUUUUUUUAUCUAAAUUUUAAAUUAAAAACAAAGUAUUUUCUUCUUUGAUUUCUGGGACAUUUUCGAAAUUUUCAUUUUGUUUCAUUUUUUAUUUUUGUUUUGAAAUUUAUUCUAUAUCCUUUUUUUUAGUUAAUUAUUUAUGUAUUUACUUAAAUUCUUCCCAUUCUUUUUUAGUUAAAAUAUUCAGUUAUUAUUAACCUUCAUUUUGUUUUUUACAUAAGGCCAAAAGUUAACAAGGAAUGCUAUUUUAGAGGGCUUUUUAUGCCAAUAAAGCCUCAUUUUUAUCCUAAAAAUGUACAAAGCAAUAUCCUUUGGAAAUAUAUGAAGAUUUUUUUUAAGGUAAGUCGAUUUUUAAGACUUUAAAUUUGUUAAAUAUUUAAAAAAUAACCUGUUUAGUGGCUUAUUUAGGAAUAGGUUCUAUAUAUAAGAUUUCUUCGUCUAUUUCGGAAAUACUUAUAGGGUUUUUGGGGUAUAUUAGGUUUGUGUUUUACUCUAAAAUUAAGUCUGAGGAUAAUUAUAGAGAUUCUUUUAAGAUUUAAAGGUUAUUUAUGGGUAGGAUUUGGGCUUAUUGAAGUAUUUUUUUUAUUUAGUUAAAAUUUAAGAAUAUUUUUAAAGGAAUUUUGUUGUUGUUUUCUUUAUAUGUUUUUUAGAGAUAACUGUCUGUUUUUAUAUUUUUUAUGUAAUAUUCUAUUUAUUCUUUUAGUUA